Molecule: messenger RNA, 3790 nt
Organism: Oncorhynchus kisutch (coho salmon)
Lineage: Eukaryota; Metazoa; Chordata; Actinopteri; Salmoniformes; Salmonidae
Product: angio-associated migratory cell protein-like
Exons: 11
Coding region: 257-1516 (419 amino acids)
Cellular component (GO): cytosol
Molecular function (GO): protein binding
Source: RefSeq, a predicted model, not a curated record
GCGCCAGAGGAUUCCGGAGACUUUCCCACAUGUGAAAAAAACAUGAGGACACUAUUUAGAUGUUUUUCUCUUCAGCUAGUAUUUGUUCUUCGGUCAGCACCAAGAAAUAACAAUCUUUAGCAUUUUCUUUGAUUGACUUAACAUAUUUUCUUAACCUGAAUUCAACAUUUGUCGCUCUAGCAAACUUUUCAGCUCUCAAGGUAGGCAGCUAAUUUAAGUUAGCCACCUUGGUAACAUCUAACGUUAGCUAGCUAUCAUGGAUAACUCGGACGAAAAUUCGGUACAAUUCCACGGGGAUGAAGAGAUUAUAGAAGUCAUCGACCUUAACGAAACAGAGCAAAACCCAGAUGAUUUGGCGGACGAGUUCGAGGACGUGGACGUCGGAGAGACUGAGGACGGAGACAAUGAACAGGAAGACUGGGAUACCGACGACGAGAUGGAGCAGGAAAAGGAGCAAGAUGACAGCGAGCUCACCUUUUCCAAACACACGGGCUCUGUGUUCUGUGUGAGUCUGGACCCAGCCACAAACAACUUGGCUGUGACCGGAGGAGAGGAUGACAAGGCCUAUGUCUGGAGAGUGAGUGACGGGGAAGUGCUGUUUGAAUGUACAGGCCAUAAGGACUCCGUGACAAGUGUUUUAUUCAGCCAUGAUUCUUCCCUGGUGGCCACGGGGGACAUGAGCGGGCUGAUCAAGGUCUGGAAGGUGGAGACCAAGCAGGAGGUGUGGUCCUUCGAGGUGGGAGACCUGGAGUGGAUGGAGUGGCACCCCUGCGCCCCGGUGCUGCUGGCGGGCAUGGCGGACGGUAACGUUUGGAUGUGGAAGAUCCCAGGGGGUGACUGUAAGACCCUGCAGGGCCCUGGCUGCCAGUCUACCAGUGGAAAGGUCCUGCCAGACGGGAAGAGAGCUGUGGUGGGCUAUGAAGAUGGGAACGUACGACUUUGGGACCUCAAGCAGGGAAAUGCCACCCAUGUGAUUAAAGGUCAUGAUGGACACCAGGGGGCGCUGACGUGCCUGGCCUGUAACAAGGACGGCUCUCUGGUGCUGACGGGCUCCGUGGAUGGCCGUGCCAAGCUCAUCAACACUGCCACUGGCAAGGUGUUGGGUGUGUUCUCUGUGGACGGGGGCAAAGCCAAAGCCUCUCAGGAGGAUGCCGAGGAGACCAACUCGGUGGAGUCAGUGGGGUUCUGCAAUGUGUUGCCUCUGAUAGCGGUGGCGUAUCUGCAUGGGACCCUGGCUAUCUAUGACCUCUCCUCACAGGUCCUCAGACACAAGUGUCAGCACCAGGCUGGCAUUGUUAAACUGCAGUGGGAGGAGUCAUCCUCUGUGGUGUCCACCUGUAGUCUGGACGGGGCGGUGAGGCUGUGGGAUGCCCGCUCGGGAACCAUGGUGUCAGAGUACCGUGGCCACCAGGCGGAGAUCCUCGACUUCACACUCAACAGAGAAGCCUCUAUGGCGGUCACUGCCUCUGGAGACCACCAGGCCAAACUCUUCUGCCUCCAACGGCCAGACCGUUAAUAAGAGGAGCAGAGGGAGAAAGAGCGAGAGAAAUGGGGAUGGACUCAACCCCGAUCGCGCUUUGUCGACAAUGCACCUUAAAGGCAAUAUUCCCGUUUUUGUGGAGACCGUUUUAACAGUGGACACUGCACAUAUCGGCUCAAUCCGAAGUUGUCGCUUAACCUCUCUGGGAAAUGUGGGAUGGUAGCCAACAGCCAGUGAAAGCGCAGGGCGCCAAAUUCAAAACAACAAAAAUCUCAUAAUUAAAAUUACUCAAUCAUACACGUAUUUUACACCAUUUUAAAGAUAACAUUCUUGUUAAUCCAGCCACAGUGUCUGAUUUCAAAAAGGCUUUACAGCGAAAGCACCAUAAACGAUUAUGUUAGGUCACCACCAAGUCACAGAAAAACACUGCCAUUUUUCCAGCCAAAGAGAGGAGUCACAAAAAGCACAAAUUGAGAUAAAAUGAAUCACUAACCUUGAUGGUCUUCAUCAGAUGACACUCAUAGGACUUCAUGUUACACAAUAAAUGUAUGUUUUGUUUGGUCAAGUUCAUAUUUAUAUCAAAAAAAUCUCAUUUUACUUUGGCGCGUUACGUUCAGUAGUUCUAAAACAUGCGGUGACUCUGCAGAGAGCCACAUCAAUUUACAGAAAUACUCAUCAUAAAUGUUGAUGAAAAUACAAGUGUUAUACGUGGAAUUAGAGAUAUACUUCUCCUUAAUGUAACCGCUGUCAGAUUUUUAAAAAACUUUACAGGAAAAGCAAACCAUGCAAUAAUCUGAGUACAGCGUUCAGACAACAAAGCAGCCUACAUAUUGACUACAUAUUGUGUAGUCAACAUUAGUCAGAAAUAGCAUUCUAAAUAUUUACUUACAUUUGAUGAUCUUCAUCAGAAUGCACUCCCAGGAAUCCCAGUUCCACAAUAAAUGUUUGAUUUGUUCGAUAAAGUUCAUAAUUUAUGUCCAAAUAGCUUCUUUUGUUAGGGAGUUUGGUAAACAAAUCCAAACGCGCGUGCAAGUCCAGCCGAACGUCGAACGAAACGUUCAAAAAGUUAUAUUACAGGUCGUAGAAACAUGUCAAAGUAAGUAUAGAAUCAAUCUUUAGGAUGUUUUUAUCAUAAAUCUUCAAUAAUGUUCCAAAUUGGAGAAUUCCUAUGUCUGUAGAAAAGCAAUGGAAUGAGAGCUAACUCUUGUGACUGUGCGCCACGAGCUCGUGGCACUCUGCCAGACACCUGGCUCAAUCCCCUCUCAUUCAGCCCCCCUUCACAGUAGAAGCCUGAAACAAGGUUCUAAAGACUGUUGACAUCUAGUGUAAGCCUUGGGAAGUGCAACAUAACCAAUAUCCCACUGCAUAUUGGAAUGGCAAAGAGUUAAACUACAAACCUCAGAUUUCCCAUUUCUUGGUAGGAUUUUUGAGUUCUGUUAUACUCACAGACAUCAUUCAAACAGUUUUAGAAACUUCAGAGUGUUUUCUAUCCAAUACUACUGAUAAUAUGCAUAUAUUAGCAUCUGGGACAGAGUAGCAGGCAGUUUACUCUGGGCACCUUAUUCAUCCAAGCUACUCAAUACUGCCCCCCAGUCACCAAGAAGUUAAAUGGCGCAUUGUCAACAAAGCGCAAUCGGAUUGAAUCCCGGCCUUUCAUUGUGUUUUCUCACAACUGAGGGUUUUUGAACUGUCUUGUAUCGAUUGUGGUCUGUCUGAUCUAUAGUAGACCUGCAUUGUUCUAGAAGCUUCUAGAACUGCCAGCCAUUCUACUCAGGUUUCUCAAGUAGAACCCACACAAAAUAUAUGCAUUCUAAGUGGUGUGGUAGUGUAGAUGUUGGAACACGUCAACCUAGAGGCAAUGAAGCAUCUACCAGUAGACCAAUGGGAUACGUCGUGUGGUCCUUGAUUUAUUACUAAAUACACUUUCAACUACACCUUGGUGUUCCCUGUGCGAUUUGGUUUGAUGACAUUAUGAAUACACAUUAAGGUAAUAGAGCUAAUAAUAUCUGGUGAUUUGUGGAGUGUAAUUCUCACUUUCUCCCUAAAUCACCCCAAUUAUGUCAACUCAACCUUAUGUACUGUAAAUAUAUUGGGCCCUGUUGAAAUACUUUAGAAAUGCAUCCGUCCUUCCUUUUCUGAAGUAAUCACGAAUCUGGAUUGGUGGAAAUAAUGUGAUAACUUUGCUAUCCCUUACCCCAUCACUGACCUUAAGGAAACAUGGAAGGAAGGGUGCAUCUCUGAAGUAUUGGGACAGAGCCAUGGGCUUUGUUCUGCUGUUUGUUGGCACCAUUAAAGACGUUUUCAACCCAA